GCUUGCCGAUGUUACCAUUACUGGGGUCCCUGCUACACAUGCAAGGUAUAUCGCUAAGGGGUUUACUACGCAAACUUAAGAAAGAGUAUGGCAACAUGGCAAGCUUUGGCGUCUUUGGCACCGGGGUGGUGUUGGUCAGCAAGAUGUCCAUAAUAAAGGAAGUCUACUCACACAAGGCGUCUGCAGGCCGCCGCCGAUGAUCUUGGGUGCCACAAGAAACUACUUACUGAGCGACGGGAAAGAAGGUGAUUUGGGCCUUCUUGGAGGCACCGGCCCUCACUGGGUAGAACUGCGCAGGUUCCUACUGCGCCAUCUGCGGGACUUCGGGAUUGGCAAGACCAGCUGCGAACCCAUGAUCAGGGCCGAGGUGGAAGAGCUGCUGGAGCACAUCAAGAACCAGAAUGGUCAACCCAUCGUCAUGGAGCAUCUCUUUCAUCGGUCUGUAUUAAACGUCCUAUGGGGAAUGGUGACGGGAUCCAGGUUCAAAUACGGUGACAAGAAAUUAGCCAAGACCCUUGAAAGCUUCGUGAAGUUGGCCGAUAUUAACCUGGUCAGCAUCAUCUUCUUCAUCCCCGGGGUGGUCAAGGCCAUGAUGUACCUGCCAAUGCUUGACAGGUUCGUCAAGCCCAUCGGCAACAUCUGCAAAUUCAUCAGGGAAGAAAUCGAAAAUUACAGAAGCAAGAAAGACUGGGAGAAUAUUCAUUCUCUCCUGACUCUUUAUCUGACAGAAAUGAAGAAAUAUAAUGGGGACCAUCCAAUCUUCAACGAGCACCAGUUGAGAGCGGUGAUGUUUGAGAUGUUUGCGGCGGGGAUGGCGACCACCGCGAGCACCCUGACCAUGGGGAUGUACCUGGUGGCCAAGCAUCCAGACGUCCAGCAGCGAGUCCAUCAGGAACUGGACGAGGUCAUCGGCAGGGAGAGAUUACCUUGCUACGCCGAUCUGGAAUCGCUGCCCUACACACGAGCCACUAUACACGAGGUGCAGAGGGUCUUGAACCUCAUAGCUUUCGUUGUUCACUGUGCACUGGAAGAUUGCAACUUCGAAGGCUAUGACAUUCCCAAAGGUAACUUUUUGUCUUAUGGCAAGUACUCACAGGUGGUUGAGGGUACUGCUAGUACUGGCAAGUACUCACAGGUGGUUGAGGGUACUGCUAGUGCCAGCAAGUACUCCACAGGUAGUGUUGAGGGUACUGCUAGUGACCGCAAGUACUCACACGUGUGUGUUGAGGGACGGUAUGCAUUGGCCAACAUGGAGGACGCCAUGACGGACCCGAAGUUAUGGAAGAAUCCUGAUGAGUUUGACCCAAACAAUUUCCUCGACGAUAAUGGCAAAUACGUAAAGAAUGGGGCCUUUGUCCCAUUUGGAAUAGGGAAGCGGCAGUGUGUCGGUGAAGCUCUGGCUCGCAUGGAGGUCUUCGUCUUCCUCUCCAGCCUCUUCCAGAAAUUCACCUUCACCCUAGUGGGGGAAGAGGUCCCACCUGGCAACCUCUACACUUUCAACGCUCCCGUCGAGUUCAAUGCUGUAGCUCACGUGAGACCGCAUCUGUAGGGCCUACCUCCUCCUGCGUGACAACUACACCGUGACAGAGAUCUCUCUACGAAUUCUGAAUUAUGGCAAUAUUGUCAACGAAUACUUCUGUAAAGUCCUAUAAACUAAAGUCCCAUAAUCAAAGCCAUCAUAAAGUCGCAUAAUCUAAGGCGGUUUCUAUAAUGUCUUCUUAAAAAUUUACAGCGUAUUAACUGCUUUUCUACAUCUACAAUAUGGCAAUAAGUUAAUAUUUGAUGUUAUAAUAGCUCUUGCAAGGCUUUGUUUCCUAAAAAAAAAAAAGAACAAAAGAUAGCUGACUUUCCACUCACUUUACUGAUCGACAACAACACAAACAGAGGAAAGUUGACGUCCAACUUUACUCAUCUAAAACAACAGGAACAUCAGACAUAUUGAUGUCCCACUUACCUUGUUGAUCCAGAACAACAGGAACAUCAGACAUAUUGAUGUCCCACUUACCUUGUUGAUCCAGAACAACAGGAACAUCAGACAUAUUGAUGUCCCACUUACCUUGUUGAUCCAGAACAACAGGAACAUCAGACAUAUUGAUGUCCCACUUACCUUGUUGAUCCAGAACAACAAGAACAUCAGACAUAUUGACGUGCCACUCACAUUUUUGAUGCAAAAAUAAUGCAAACAAAUAAAGAGUUGAAGUUGGAGUGACAUCAGUGACC
This is a messenger RNA of Cherax quadricarinatus, 2220 nucleotides long. NCBI's taxonomy places the organism in Eukaryota, Metazoa, Arthropoda, Malacostraca, Decapoda, Parastacidae. The record is from RefSeq and is a predicted model, not a curated record.